Molecule: messenger RNA, 2691 nt
Organism: Trichoderma virens Gv29-8
Lineage: Eukaryota; Fungi; Ascomycota; Sordariomycetes; Hypocreales; Hypocreaceae
Exons: 4
Coding region: 1-2691 (896 amino acids)
Biological process (GO): intracellular protein transport; retrograde transport, endosome to Golgi
Cellular component (GO): retromer complex; retromer, cargo-selective complex; late endosome
Source: RefSeq, a predicted model, not a curated record
AUGGCCACGCCCGCCCCCCCGGAGGAUCAGGCUCGGCUGCUGGAGGAUGCCCUGGUUGCAGUGCGCCAGCAGACGUCGCUCAUGCGGAAAUGCCUCGACACGCCGGGAAAACUCAUGGAUGCCCUGAAAUGCUGCUCGACACUCGUCUCCGAGCUCCGCACGAGCAGCCUUGGUCCCAAGCAGUACUACGAGCUCUACAUGGCCAUUUUCGACGCCCUGCGCUUCCUGGCGGUCCAUCUUCGAGAAAACCACCCUGUUAACCACCUGGCCGAUCUCUACGAAUUGGUUCAAUAUGCCGGAAACAUCAUCCCAAGGCUGUAUCUCAUGGUCACGGUGGGCACGGCCUACAUGUCCAUACCUGAUGCGCCCGUCAAGGAGCUGAUGAAGGAUAUGAUGGACAUGAGCCGCGGUGUCCAGCACCCAAUCAGGGGGCUGUUUCUCCGUUACUACAUGUCUGGCCAGGCCCGGGAUUUCCUCCCUACUGGCAGCGGCGAUGGCCCCGAAGGCAACCUCAGCGACUCGAUCAAUUUCAUCCUGACCAACUUUGUGGAGAUGAACAAGUUGUGGGUUCGCCUACAGCAUCAAGGGCACUCGCGAGAGAGAGAACAGAGGAUUCGUGAAAGAAAAGAGCUCCAGCUGCUGGUGGGAAGCAACAUUGUGCGCCUAAGCCAGCUGGUUGAUCUUGAAACGUACAAGACAGGCAUUCUUGCACCUCUGCUAGAGCAAGUUGUGCAAUGCCGAGACGUUCUAGCCCAGGAGUAUCUCCUUGAAGUCAUCACCCAGGUGUUCCCCGACGAGUUCCACCUCCACACUCUGGAUCAAUUCCUUGGCGCCGUAUCAAGGCUAAACCCCCACGUCAACGUCAAGGCCAUUGUCAGUGGUCUCAUGGACCGUCUUUCGGAGUAUGCCGAACGCGAAGGCGCGAACGAGAGGGGCCCUGAUCAAGAGAAAGCCGAAGCCGAAGCCCUCGCCAAUCUGCUUGAGAAAGUGAAGCUCCAGAAAGAGGCCGAGCCGCCCGUUGCUCAACCAGCAGCCGCCUCCGAACAGCCUCCGGCAGAGGAUGCCGGCGACAACAAGGUCAGCACCGAAGCUGAACAACAGCAACCAGAAGAGGGCGAGGCAUCGGCACCGCCUACAGCUAGCGAGGCAGAUGCUACCGCCGUGGCAGAUGAGCCGGCCCCCUCAGUUGCUGAAACAGAGACAACGGCCGUCAAUGGACAGGAAGGGACUGGCGACGCUAAAGAUGUACCACUCUAUGAAGUCUUUUUCACACAGGUCAAAAACCUUGUUGAAGCCCAGCACCUCCCGAUUCAAGACACUAUUGCGCUGCUGGUAUCCCUCUGUAACCUCGCGCUGAACAACUAUCCCGACCGACUGGACUACGUCGAUCAGAUCUUGGCAUACGCCACCACGAAGACCAAGGAGAAUAUCAACAAUGCUGAUCUCCACUCCGCUCAAGCUCAGCAGAGCCUCCUCGCGCUGCUGCAGGCACCCCUCAACCGCUACGUAUCCAUAUUUACCGCCCUUUCUCUUCCGACAUACGUGCCUCUCUUCCAAGCUCAAUCAUACCCAACCCGCCGUGCCGUUGCUGGCGGCAUCAUCCGCAACCUCCUGAAAGACCAAAUCAAGAUUUCCAAGACGGACCAAUUAGAGCAUGUCCUCGAUGUUCUGUCAGUGCUCAUCAAGGAGGGAACGCAGGCGCCGCAAGGAUACCCAGGAGCCACGCAGCGCCGAGCCGUAGAGACAGACGAGACCUUGGAGGAGCAAGGGUGGCUAGCAAGAAUGGUGCAUCUGCUUCAGGCUGAGGACAACGACACGCAGUUCAAGCUGCUGCAGCUGACGCGAAAAGCAUUCGCGGAGGGCAACGACCGCAUCCGAACAACCACGCCGCCACUAAUCACUGCAUGCCUAAAGCUGGCCAGGAAGUUCAAAUCUAGAGAGCAUUUCGAUGACAACUGGGAGUCGCAGAUCAACGCCCUGUACAAGUUUAUCCACUCUGCAAUUAGUACGCUGUACACUCGCGUAAACGGCGCGGGGGUGGCUGAGCUGGCCUUGCGUCUGUUUUGCUCGGCAGGGCAGACGGCAGACCUGACCGGGUUUGAGGAGGUGGCAUAUGAGUUUUAUGCGCAGGCCUUUACUGCGUAUGAGGAGUCCAUCUCGGAUUCUAAAGCCCAGUUCCAGGCCGUUUGUGUCAUUGCAAGCUCGCUUCAUCAGACUCGCAGCUUUGGCAAGGAGAAUUACGACACGCUCAUCACCAAGUGCGCCCAGCACGGCAGCAAGCUUUUGCGGAAACCGGAUCAAUGCCGAGCAGUUUACCUGGCGAGUCACUUGUGGUGGGCGACACCUGUCGCUAUCAAUGGCGAAACAGAAGAGACUGAGCUCUAUCGUGAUGGCAAACGAGUACUCGAGUGCUUGCAGCGGGCUCUUCGUGUGGCCGAUUCAUGCAUGGAAACGGCGACUUCAAUCGAAUUGUUUGUUGAGAUUUUGGACCGCUAUGUCUACUAUUUUGACCAACAGAACGAAUCGGUAACUACCAAAUACCUCAACGGGCUCAUUGAGCUGAUUCACUCAAAUCUGGCGGGUAACCAGCAGGACUCGGCUUCGAUAGAGUCCAGCAAAAAGCACUUUCACCAGACACUGGAGAAUAUCAAGUCUAGGCAGUAUGAAGGGGUCGUGCUGUAUCCAAGCUAG